UGGAGACCGAGGACGCCGGAAGGGAGCGGUGGUCAAUCGGAGGGGAAGGCCGACAACGGCUGUGGUGGCCAGGAUGAAUUCUGAGGACAAGAAAGAUGACCUCCAAACUUCAAGGCUUUCAAUAGCCAAAGAUAUGAAAGCAUUUCCGAAACAUUCAGAGAGACGGAGGUCCAAGACGCCAUUAAAAUCAGCAAGGAAAGCCAAAUCUGCUGUGUUCACUGAAGCCGUGGCCCCUCUCUAUCUCACCUCCAAGACUCAGGAAAUCUUUCAAUGUGUAAUUGACCGGGACGUCACCCAGGAGAAGCCAUACAAGUUAAUCAAAAAGGAUUUCAUCAUCAAUGACAUGAAGACAAGGGCAGCUGUGUCAGAUUUUCAUCCCUACAAACACCCAAUCAUGGAUUAUCAGGGCGAUGAACUUCUAGUCGUCUAUGAUAUCGAUUCCAUGUACGGACAAAAUUUCUACCUUGCGCUCAACGAAAUGAUGAAGGGGAUAAUCCUAAAUUCUUUCGAGGCAACUGAGAAUAAAACUUCUGACUUUGAUGUGGUGAAUGAAAUCAAAAGAAAGCCAUGGGUUGACCUGGGUAGCGGCGUUGAAAUCGAAGAGGAAAAGUUUGAAGAAGCUCCAACUAAGAUGAAAUUCAUGGUGUCACGCAUCCGUAGGCAGUUUGGGGCUCCAGUGACCUUGUCUGAUUGGAAUGUUGCUGAUGCCAAGGACAGCUAUGUGGAGUGUGCAUCCUAUCAGGAUAAGAGCUUCAGCAUCAGGAAGCUGGAGCGGGAUAUCGGGAUUCAGGCGGUGCCGAAAUUAUGGGAAAGCAGCACACAGACUAAAUGGACCUACCCAAGGAAUGCCUGUACCCAGUACACACCCAGAGAGUUCGCCACGGAGGAGAAGGAGCAGCUUCUGAAGUCUGAAGCCCUCAACAACUUCAUUAACUCUGUGGCCUCGAGGUUUGAGUUGGCACUCCAGCAAAACGAGAUCAUGGACGUAUUUUAUGAUGACUGGAAGGGGCUCUCGGAGGAGGACAGCACCUUUGGAGGGAAGGCCGACGGCCACUUGAAGGAGUACCAGUCAUUCACAGACCUGCAGAAGAGCCAGGGCAGAAGAAUCAGCAGCAUCGAAUGGCACCCCGCGAUCCUUGGGUUGGUGGCUGUGUCUGUAGUGGAUAUCAUAACAUUGGAGGACAGGAUAAAGUCGAUCAACAGAACAGUCCGCAGUCACUCGUACGUCCUCUUCUGGAACUUCAGUGACCCAAUUCACCCACAGAUCAUGUUGGAGGCUCCAGAUGAAAUUUACUGUUUCCAGUUUUGUCCCACAGACACCAACAUCGUGGCGGGUGGCUGCAGGAAUGGCCAGGUCGUGCUGUGGGAUAUCAGUGAGUUUGCAGAGAGAUUGCGGGGCUACCUUCCAAACGCAAAGCCCGAAACCCACAAAUCAAACCUGCUGCCUGAGUUGGAUCCGGCAUCUCAUUGUGAAGUCCCGAUUGCUCGUCACUGUGCAGUGUCAUCCAUAGAAAAUGGGCACAAAUCCCUCAUCACUGACCUGUGCUGGCUACCCGAUCACUUUCAGCUAACAAAGUAUGGGGUCCCAUAUGAGAACACGGAUGGGCUUUGUGUCCAACUUAUCACCUGCUCUCCGGACUGCGCCAUUCUAUUCUGGGAUAUACGACGUACAAAAUCUACUGUCCAUUCAAUGCAACAGAAACGGAAAAUCGAGAAGGAACUCCAGAAUCCCAAGGGAGUUCCCAACACCUUCAAGCAUCUGGAUCUCCACUGGAAGCCGAUGCAUCAGGUGUCACUACCUCGGAUCGAAGGCAAUGGGGAAUACAGCCCGAUACGAAUAAGCAUGAGAGAGAAAUGCACUGACAGGAUAAACGAGAAGUCCCAACUUCACCUCCUAAAAGAAAAAGGGGAAAACACAGAGUACAGCAGCAAGAAUGUUCCUUCAGCCAGAGAUCUGACCAUCCUGACAGACAUCAACACCUUCCUCUUCAUCGGUACUGAGAAAAAUCCUGGAAAACACUCUGUGGGUGAAGCGACGGACACAGAAGUGACCAAGAUCGGCAGCCAGUGCUCACCCUCUGCACUUGCUUUGAUGUUUCAAGCUCUCUCAUCGCUUUCAUCGACGAACAGUUGGAGUUUUAACUUGGUGAAAUGGAGCCAAGCAUUGUUUGUGCGCCAUCCUCAGCCUGCCCACUACGAGGAUGGAGAAGUUACUUAUGUAGACUGGCAAGUGGAGAAGGACAUGGACACUGGGAAAAUGACCACUCCAAGCCCCACCCACUGCUACGCUGUUCACGACGGACCUGUGAACACUGUGCAAAGAUCACCGUUCUUCAGGGAUAUCAUCCUAACCGUCGGAGGAUGGACAAUUGCAGUUUGGAAAGAAGGUGCCACUGUUGGGCCUCUCCUGCACUCAGCCUGCCAGGACAGGCGCUGCACCACGGGGCACUGGUCCCUCUCCAGACCUGGCGUCUUCAUCAUCGGCAAAGAAGACGGCAACAUCGAUAUCUGGGAUUUACUGGAAAAGACACACGAGCCCUUGCAGACACAGAACAUUUCAUCUGUCCCAAUCAGUUGCAUGAAGCCUUGCAUUGUGUCACAGAAGCAGCAUCUCCUGGCAGUGUCUGAUGACUUUGGAACCCUGCACAUUCUGGAGGUGCCCUGGUCCCUGAGACAUCCACUUAGCCAGGAGAAGUCCAUUGUGGAAGCUUACUUCGAGAAAGAGGUGAAGCGACUCAAUUACUUUGGAACAAAAAAACUACAAAGAGCAGAAAAAAUUGAAAAGGAAGAUGAAAAGAAGCAGGCUCCCCCGGAUGUCGAGGCAAAGAAAAUAGAACAAAUUGAGGAGGAAAUGAAGAAGGAAUAUUCCAUAUAUCUAAAUGAGGAGAAGAAAGCCAUCAUUGCCCAACUUGGAAUGACCUGAUAAUCUUUGAACCUCUAUAUUUUGUGAUUAAAAAAUAAAAUUUGGUAAUGUUAGAUCUAGGUAUUUAAGAAACCUUCAACAACUGAGUCCAACUGUUAUCAGAAUCAACAGGUCUGUGCACUUAUAGAGUCAUAGACCUGUAUUUGACUUCCCAUAGAGCCCUUAGAGAGACUAUGUGUACAGGAGUAGACCAUAAGCUAUAGGAGCAGAAUUAGACCACUUAGCCCAUCAUUUCCACCAUUUCAUCACGCCUGAUCCAUUUUUCCUCUCAGCCCCAGUCUCCUGCCUUCUCCCUGUAUCUCUUUACAACCUGACCAAUCAAGAAUGUAUCAACUUCUGCCUUAAAUAUACACCAAAAACUUGGCCUCCACAGCCACCUGUGGCAAUGAAUUCCACAGAUUCACCACCCUCUGGCUAAAGAAAUUCCUCCUCAUCUCCAUAGACUCAUAGACAAAGUUCAAAGCAAAUUUAUUAUCGAAAAAUAAAAUUUGGUAAGAUAAAAGACUGUUGAUUCUAGGUAUGUAAGAAACCUCAGCAAGUGAGUCACCACACAUAGCCUUGAGAUUCAUUUUCAUAUGGACAUUCACAGUAAAUACAAAGAUACACAGUAGAAUCAAUGGAAGACCACACCCAACAGCAUGGACAGACAACCAAUGUGCAAAAGACAACAAAUUCUAAAUACAAAAAGAGAAAAAGUAGUAAGAAGAUGGCACCAAGGGCCACAUCCUCCAGACGGUUCAUUUAACUACUUCUUUCACUUCUUUUAUGUCUUUCUCUUUCAAAUAUGGUUCUGUUACUGUUGGAGCAAGUGCGUUUCGCUGUUGUGUUUUUGGGCUGAUUGAGCAAUCUGGGGCUUUGCUGUCUCCGAGGGUCUUCCGUGAGGCUUUGAGCAAAGAAUGCAGCUUCAAGGCCAAGAAGCCUGAAAAUGAGCAUGAACCAAAGAUGGACUACACUUCUCACCAAUCUCAUCUGUUAGGGUGCCAAGGAAGAUUGAAAUCAUUGAGCCUACCGCAGAAAGUGAGUGGGUGCCAGAGGAAGGUGUCUCGUGAUGGUCUCUCUUGCUCACUGUUCCCAACAGACUGUCCCUGCAUUCAAAUGGUCACUCUCUCUCUCGAUGCAGUCGGAGGAUGGUGCCAGAUCUCUGUGUCAUUGGCAAGGCUUAAACGAAGUGGUUUGGACUGGACUCUGUAGUUGAUGUUAUAAUGUGUUCCUGGUUUCCGAUUACUCCUUUUUUGUUGCUGUUUUGGAUGAUUUUGAAUUGGGGCUGUCUGCAGAACUCUUUCUAUCGUGUGUUUUAUAUUCUGUAUUUUUUGCCCAAUUUUUUGUUGCUGUUGAUGUAAUUUGCUUUUUUUGCACAUAGGGGAGUGUUUGAUGAUUUUCUUUGAGCAGGUGUCAUAGUUUUCUUUGUUUCAUGGCUGUCUUUGGGAAAGAGGAAUCUCAGCGUUGUAUACUGCAUACAUACUUUGAUAAUAAAUAUACUUUGAAUCUUUGAAUAUUAAAUAAGCAAUAAAUAUUAAGAACAU
Messenger RNA from Hypanus sabinus (Atlantic stingray), 4446 nucleotides. RefSeq names its product dynein axonemal intermediate chain 3 (gene dnai3). Gene Ontology annotation, cellular component: inner dynein arm. Gene Ontology annotation, biological process: cilium movement involved in cell motility; inner dynein arm assembly. Bases 74 to 2923 code for a protein of 949 amino acids. The record is from RefSeq and is a predicted model, not a curated record. The transcript is spliced from 23 exons. NCBI's taxonomy places the organism in Eukaryota, Metazoa, Chordata, Chondrichthyes, Myliobatiformes, Dasyatidae. Gene Ontology annotation, molecular function: dynein heavy chain binding; dynein light chain binding.